Xenia sp. Carnegie-2017 is the source of this 993-nucleotide messenger RNA. RefSeq names its product spectrin beta chain, erythrocytic-like. The coding region runs from base 19 to 822 and encodes 267 amino acids. Gene Ontology annotation, biological process: synaptic signaling. Gene Ontology annotation, molecular function: protein binding. The record is from RefSeq and is a predicted model, not a curated record. NCBI's taxonomy places the organism in Eukaryota, Metazoa, Cnidaria, Anthozoa, Malacalcyonacea, Xeniidae. The transcript is spliced from 8 exons. Gene Ontology annotation, cellular component: plasma membrane.
AAUCAAUUGUAAAAAUUAAUGUAUUUUUGGAUAAUUUUUCUUUUCCAGGAGCAUAUUUCAAUUGAGAAUUCGAUCGAAGACUUGCAAGAUGGUCGUGUUUUAAUUUCACUCGUUGAAGUCUUGUUAAAUACAAAAAUUAAUGCAGAAGAACCAAAAUUAAAAAUCCAUAAACUCGAAAAUGUCAAAAAGGUUCUGGAGUUGUUAAAAGAAAACGGGUUGCCCCUUACGAUGAAAAAUGAAGAAAUUGUCGAAGGAAACGAUACGCAAAUUUUAGCUCUAUUAUGGGAGAUUAUAUUGCACUUUCAGAUUUAUAGUGUUGUGCAAGAUAAACAAAGCACAGCUAUGAAACUUAAAGAUACAUCAUCAAAAACAAAACCUCUUUUAAGUCAGGUUGAACAACAUUUAAUAAAAUGGAUGCAGAAUGUUCUUCAAGGAAUGUCUGACUUCAUCAUGGUUGAUGAUCUUGAAAGCAGCUGGCAAGAUGGUUUAGCAUUUGUUUUUCUUCUAUAUGUUUUUCGUCCAUCGUCUGUUGACUUACGCAAAGCACUAAAAAUGUCCGCUCAGGAGAAGCUGAUGUACUCAUUUACUGUGGCAGAGGAGGAAUUUGGGGUUCCUUGCUUGUUGGAUCCUUUAGAUGUUGAAAAAGACAAAAUUGAUAAAGAACGAAUGCUGAUAUAUUUUUCUUCAUUAUACGAAGUCUUGAGAAAUCAUGAAGUAAAAAUAAAGUCCAAUAAUGAAAAGACAAGCCAUCUUCUGUAUUUAAGUGCUGCCGUCGUUUGUUUUAUUGUUUUCGUUUGUGUCAAUGCUAAAGUGUCUAAGUAGCACACAAAGCCCUUGUAUUGUUAAAUUCCGUAAAACGAAAAGAAAGACAGUUUACUUUCAAAUUUGAAUGUUGAAUUUGAAAAGGAAGACAGUAUAUUUUGAAAGAUGAAACGUGUAAAUCUCAACAAUCAAAGAAUUUCAUUUGAUUUUAUUAAAGAGUUUAAGAUCUAA